UAAUGGUUUAUGCCUACCUGGCAACGCAGAGUAGGAAGUACUUUACUGUAUGUUGUGGUUUGAAAUAUAAUACAGAUAGAAGCAACUGUACGACUGCGAGCAGAUUAUAUUUUGGCUGUACCAAUAUGCAGAUUGAGUUUGAGAUCCAGCACACUUGGGAUAGCAAUCCUGUCAAUCAUGAGCCCAUCAGGAUGCUCUUCUCCCCUGGUGUUGAUGGGGUGAACAUGAAGGUGUUUGCUCCCUUUUUAAAUGACCCAGAAGCUCCGUCAGGACCAUCCGGCCAGCCCUUCCCUGGGCUCUGGGAUUACGAAGUUGUGGAGUCCUUCUUUCUUGACAGCACAACAGAAAACUACCUCGAGGUGGAGGUUUGUCCACACGGUCAGCACUUAAUAUUACUUUUGUCAGGAUCCGGCCAGGCCUUCCAGCAACAACUUCCCAUGGUUUUCAAUGCUACAAUAACAGCAGAAAGAUGGAUGGGAGAAGCUUUGCUCCCUUGGACGUACUUUCCUCCAAAUGUGAACAAGAUGAAUUCUUACGCCAUUCAUGGCUCAGAGGAGAAGCGCACGUAUGAAGCACUCUACCCCAUCCCAAAAGAGGAGAUAGUUGAGGGCCAACAGCCAAAUUUCCACCUGCUGAAAUAUUUUGGAAAUUUCCGCCUGCAAAGCAUUAUGGGAGAAGGUUGGAUCCAGCCUGAGUCUGAUCUUUGGAAGUGGAAACGCUGAGGUAUAAAAAAAUAUAUAUGUUUUUUGCUUGUUUCUACUGAUAUGUACAGUAGUAGACACUAUUGUACAUGUGAACGUAUUGAUGACAUUGCACAUUUUUUCUAAUAUGACAGUGAUAUUUUUAAAGGCCAAUUAUUAGAGCAGCUGUUGCCAAUGUAAACGACUGUUGUUUGUAUUUUCAUGAUGUUUAUUGCUAACGUUUUAAACAUGAGAGAAUAUAUGAACGAAUGAUUGAUUACUGUUUAGCGUUGUCAAGACUUUUUUUCUCCUUCUGAGAUGCCAAAAUGGAAAGCUGUGGGGGGAAAAAAAUCAAGAAUUACCCAAUCAACAAAUAUGUAAUUCUUAUUUCUAAAGUCAAGCAUAGUUGGGUUGGAUUGUACAAACUACAGGUUAUCCAACUUUUUUACCAUCUUUACUAAAAUAUACACUUCUGAAAUAAACAAAACACACAACUAAAACAUUUGAUUGUCAAUCAAUUGUAUCAACUGCUGAACAAGUAUUGCACCUUGAGUGGCUAUAAUCAUUUUUGCAAGGACACUGCAGCAUGAAGCAUAUUGAUGUCAUCUAAAGUAUGUUGCAUGACUAUUACACUAUGUCAACAUGACUACAGUUUAUCAUCAUUUGUUAGAAAAGGGGUAAGAUUCAAUAAGCUAUGCUUCUUCUUACUCCUUUCCACACAUGUUGGAAUGUGAAACUGUAAACAUGUUCAAAACAUCAGUAAGUUGUUAUAUAUUAUUCUUAUAUUUUCCUUUAUUAAUCAUUGUUGUUGUUUGCUUUUCUCAGAUGUCUGAAAUAAAUAUUUACAAUAGAAAA
This is a messenger RNA of Nerophis ophidion (straightnose pipefish), 1535 nucleotides long. RefSeq names its product linkage group 01 C4orf33 homolog (gene lg01h4orf33). The transcript is spliced from 6 exons. The record is from RefSeq and is a predicted model, not a curated record. NCBI's taxonomy places the organism in Eukaryota, Metazoa, Chordata, Actinopteri, Syngnathiformes, Syngnathidae. Bases 3 to 722 code for a protein of 239 amino acids.